Galleria mellonella (greater wax moth) is the source of this 2458-nucleotide messenger RNA. RefSeq names its product acidic leucine-rich nuclear phosphoprotein 32 family member A (gene Mapmodulin). NCBI's taxonomy places the organism in Eukaryota, Metazoa, Arthropoda, Insecta, Lepidoptera, Pyralidae. The transcript has 7 exons. Gene Ontology annotation, cellular component: nucleus. The record is from RefSeq and is a predicted model, not a curated record. The coding region runs from base 141 to 1064 and encodes 307 amino acids. Gene Ontology annotation, molecular function: histone binding.
AGCGCCACUAUCGCGACGUCACUCGUGUAUCUAUAGUUUCCUUCUGUUUUGAAACCCAAGCUUAGUGAUAUAGUUCCUUGAGAAUUAUUGUAAAGGUGAUCAAGAAGUGAAUUAUAGUGCAAAUCUACAAGUUUUCUGCAAUGGAAAAGAGGGUCGCCUUGGAAUCCAGAGGGAGGAAUCCUUCACAGUUGAAAGAAUUAAAUUUGGACAAUUGUCGGAGCACCAAUAUUCUUGGACUCACAGAUGAAUUUGUCAAUCUUGAAAUACUCAGUCUCAACAAUGUGGGUCUCACAACACUUAAAGGUUUUCCAUCACUACCCAAGUUGAGGAAGUUGGAACUCUCUGACAACAGAAUUUCAAAUGGUCUAAAUUUCCUCAACGGUUGUAAGAAGCUGACACACUUGAACCUAUCAGGAAAUAAAAUCAAAGAUUUAGAAACUUUGAAGCCAUUGGAAGAGUUUGAAAAUUUGAAAAACCUUGACCUUUUUAACAAUGAAGUCACCUGUAUUGAAGAUUAUAGGAGUAAGGUGUUUGCAUUACACCCAUCAUUAAAGUAUUUGGAUGGAUUUGAUAAAGAAGAUAGAGAGGCUGAAGAUAGUGAUGCAGAGGAAGAAGAUGAAAUGAAUGGAAAUAACGACAGUGAAGAAGAUGAUUUGGACAUAGAUUUGGGUCCAUUGGUGUUAAAUGAUGAUAGCAUAUCUGAAAGGCCAGCAGAAAGCAGAACCUCUUUACCAAUGUUGUUGUACACUGUUUAUGGUGUACUAUUCCACAUGGGGUAUCUUUUGAAAAGUUCUGAUGUAGAGGAAGAAGAAGAUGAUGAGGACAUUUCACUUAGCGCAGUCUACAAUGAAAAUUUGGAAGAGGAGAGCUCUGCAAGCUCAAUGUAUGAGGGCAGUGACGUGUCUGAAGAGGAGGAUGUAGAUGAGGAAGAUGGUGAAGGUGAGAAUGAUGCAGACGGCGACCACAAUAAUAAGGUGCCAGAUGGUGAGGAGAAUGCAGAUGGUGUUCCCGAAGAAAGUACUCGGGGUAAAAAGCGGAAACACGAGGAUGAAGAAGAGAAUUGAGAGUUGCCUUAAGCGGAGUUAUCUUACUAGUUUGUAAGUGUACAGCGCUCCGAUGCAUCGGACAAUAAACCUGGGUCUGUACCAUGAUCGCUUAAAUCCACACCAUGUUCCGAUUCGAUGAGUGAGUGCUUUACACAACUGUUAAUAUAGGUGGCACACUCAAAAGAAUUGUGGAUUUUCGGGGUCGUAGUAAAGCCACAGAUCACAAACACGGUACGUGGCAGUCAUCCCCGUAGACUAGUUGUCAUUUGUGAGAUUGUUGUCGUAACCCGUCAAGGCUAAACUCACCAGCUUUCAAUCUAGUGUUAACACAUCCUUUGUGACACAAUAAAUUUUGAAAUGUUUUCUAUCAUUAAUGUUGAUGUCUAUUGUGUGAAAUCUGUAGUUUGUUGUCCGACAAGUUAAUGUUUCGAUUAAAUUGUUUAUUGUAAUAAUAUUUUUUUAUUCUAUUGACAUGCUUUUAAUUUUAUUCUAAUCACAAAUGAAAGUGCAUGAUUUUAGGUAUAAAUAAAAUAGCUCUCAUUUAUAAAUCUACUUAGCUGUAAGUGGAAUGAACAUGAACUAAUAUUCUCAUGCCCAUGGAAUACAAUAUAAAUUCGAAAGUGAGCUCCGCCUGUUUUUCGAUGACCAAAUUAGACUGAUAAAGACAAAAUUUAAUCAUUAUGUAUGACAAAAACGUCAAUUUCCUAUUAGAAAAUUAUUUAAAAAAAAGUAACCUUUUGUCGAACAUUGGGUGUUUAUUUAAAAAAGUACAAGUGGUGUAAUUAGUAUUAAAGCGGCAAUGUUUAUUAUGUAUGGAUAUGAACAAAAAUAUAUUAUACAUACUAUAAAAGUCAACUAUUGUCAUUUUGUGUGUUUCAUAAUAAUUUGCCAAUUAUUACAUAUAUCUUCAUUUUUUCGCAAUAUUUUUGUUCAUAAUAUGAAUAUGCGAACACUAUUAUUACACAUCAGAGUAAAAUAUUUCUACCAAAUAAAUUUGUCUCAUAAAAUUGGUAGAAAUUUGCUGUAAACAAUUUUGUAAUCUCACUAAUGAUAACUGAUAAUAGUGAUAAUAUACAUAAAUAUUUUCUAACAAAAUUCCAACGGGCGUAUUAUAUAAAAUAAUCCGAUUACUUUAGAUCAAAUCUUUGAAGUUUCAUGAGUUCAGAGAGUAUUUUUCUACAAUCUUUUUUAAAUUAAAAGAGCGAUUUAUGCACUUAUAAAAAUAAUAUCAAUGUUUGGUUGAUGCAUCAUGGUGAAUGUGCCAGAUAUGUUGAAAAUAAUUUUAGUUAAUAAUUUUAUUAUAUUAUGUAAGUCAUUAAGUUUAAGUAAUUUACAACUUGGCCUGUUGAUAUAUAUUAUAUAAUCCUAUUAAGACUUUAUUUCUGGGAUUGUAAAAUAAAAGCUAAACAUAA